Molecule: messenger RNA, 1047 nt
Organism: Paramecium tetraurelia
Lineage: Eukaryota; Ciliophora; Oligohymenophorea; Peniculida; Parameciidae
Exons: 2
Source: RefSeq, a predicted model, not a curated record
AUGCAUAAAACCUAUCAAUUUGACUCAAAUCAGAAACCAAAAAUUAAAGACUUGUGUUAAGAAGAUAAGAAGAAAAUCGGAAAAUUAAUUAAAAGACUUGCACAGGAGAGGGAAGAAAAAGAAAUACUGUUAAAAAAAUUAGCAUAGAUGCAAUAAUCUGAAUAAAAAUAAUAAAGAUUGCAGACUGAAAUCGAAAAACUUGAUGAAGAAAUUUCGCAGUUACAAGAUUAAGAGCAGUUAUCAUAAUAUUAAACUCCUUAAUUAUAAACUCAAAGCAAAUAAAAGUUAUUGUAUAAAUUUGAAAAUGAUGAUGAAAAUAUUCAUCAAAGUCCGAACUUUAAAGUCCUUAACCAAAUUCAAGAAGAUCAAAGUUCCUCCUUUAUCAUACCUACCACGCAAAGAGAUUCUCCAAUUAAAAUCGAUUAAUAAAUCCAAACUUCUAUUGUUCAAUAAUCACUUUAGCAAUAACCAAUAGUAUAAUAAAAAAAGUCAUCAAAAAAGAAGAAGGAAAUAUUAAUGAAGAAGAUAUAAGAAUUUGAAAAGAUCGUAAACAGAUUGAAUUUUUCAAAUGAAUAGAGCAUCGAAUUAACUACCAAUAGAAAAUCUGAGGAAUAGAAUUCUUAAUUGAACAAUACUAGUUAUAUUCAAAAUGUAUUUUAGAAGUUAUUAAACAUUGAUUAAUAAUCACUUCCAACUUAAUAAACUGUUAGAUCAGAAUAGUAGAGUGAAAUACAAUAGAUAUAAUUUUAGUAAUAACCAAAAUAAUAUAAUGAGGAUGACCUCAUCAUUUAAUUAUUGAAUUCAGAUGCUUCAUCCUAUAAACCCUAAAAUUAAAAUGCUUUCAGUUCUGCCUCCAACGUUUCAAUUUAAUAAAAAAAGUAAUAACAUAAUAGGACCAAUUCAACGAUUAUACAAAAUGAGAAUAAAUAGAACAAAUAAAAAAUAGUAUUUGAUCAAAUUCCUUCCCCUAUUGUAUAAGAUGCAUAUUGCAGGAAUGUCGUAGAAAAAUAUAACUCAUUAUUGCAAGAAUUAAACAGACAGUAAUGA